This is a messenger RNA of Nymphaea colorata (pocket water lily), 845 nucleotides long. Its product is annotated as protein SMALL AUXIN UP-REGULATED RNA 51-like. Bases 166 to 636 code for a protein of 156 amino acids. The record is from RefSeq and is a predicted model, not a curated record. Gene Ontology annotation, biological process: response to auxin. NCBI's taxonomy places the organism in Eukaryota, Viridiplantae, Streptophyta, Magnoliopsida, Nymphaeales, Nymphaeaceae. The transcript is spliced from 2 exons.
GGCAUGAUGAGGAAUUCAUGGCCUCGUUGAAACAGGUGAAAUAGAUUUGCUACGGGCGGGUUCCAUCAGCCACCACAUUUGCUUUUGCCGGCAGCCAUUGUGCUCCAACUAAGCAACCAAUUUUGCUUAAUUUGGCUGAAGUCCAGUCAAAGGCACAGGCAUAGUAUGGAUCAAGAAACUAAACCAAGGCCAGCCAUGAAAAUCAACACAGAGCAAGAAGGAAACCGUCAAAUCGGCCUUUCGAGACCAAAGCGGGAGCCAAAUGCCGUCAACCGGCGGCAAGAAGAAGAAGAUGUGGCCGCCUGCUCGAUCCCUCCAACUGUGAGCCGUCGGAUAUGGAAGGCGUCGCUGCCGUUAUGUGAUUCAGAUGAAGAGGGUUGCUCCAGUCCUGAUCCGCCACCGGACGUACCCAAGGGCCACCUUGCCGUGUACGUAGGCCCCGAGCUCCGGAGGUUUGUGGUGCCAACCAGUUACCUGACGCUGCCGGUCUUCAGAGUGCUGCUGGAGAAGGUGGAGAAGGAGUUCGGGUUUGAUCACAUGGGUGCUCUCACCAUACCUUGUGACGUCGAGACGUUCAAGUAUCUUCUGCAAUGGAUGCACAACAGGCAGAAGGAGCAAAAUGGAACAGGUAACUAAACAACAUACGAUGCUAUUGAUGUUUCGAUCUAAAGAUCAUUUCAUUUUAAUUUAGAACUCUGCCCAGAGUCUGAAGAAUAGGAUCAUAGUUUGUAAAGAGGAAAAUGGUAUCAGUGAGAGAAAAGGAAAUUCCAUGUAUCUAUGCAAAAGACUAUCAUGCACAAAAUCUGUACAUCUCAAAGGAGAAAAGAAUGGUGUGUAUAGAUGGA